Messenger RNA from Pelobates fuscus (common spadefoot toad), 2145 nucleotides. Its product is annotated as ficolin-1-like. NCBI's taxonomy places the organism in Eukaryota, Metazoa, Chordata, Amphibia, Anura, Pelobatidae. Gene Ontology annotation, biological process: complement activation, lectin pathway. The record is from RefSeq and is a predicted model, not a curated record. The coding region runs from base 32 to 934 and encodes 300 amino acids. Gene Ontology annotation, molecular function: signaling receptor binding; carbohydrate derivative binding; antigen binding. The transcript is spliced from 8 exons.
AUAUAUACGGAGCCAGCAUCUCACAGCCUGUAUGUCGCCAUCUACAUUCAUCGUGUUUUGGCUCCUGAUCAAGCUAAGCUAUGCUGAAGAUUCCUGUCCAGAAAUUAAAGUUGUUGGAAUUGGAGACUCAGACAAGCUGACUAUACUCAGAGGUUGUCCAGGUAUCCCAGGAUCUCUUGGUCUGAAAGGAGAUGUUGGACCACCAGGAGAGACAGGUGAACCGGGGGUUAAAGGCACACAAGGGAUAAAAGGAGAGAAGGGACAAUUUGGGACAAUGGAGACAAUGUAUGCUGCCAGGAACUGUAAGGAGCUGUUGGAUCAGGGGUUCUUUCUCAGUGACUGGUACACGAUCUACCCAGAUGGCGAAAGUCCCUUAAAAGUGCUAUGUGACAUGCACACUGAUGGCGGAGGCUGGAUAGUUUUCCAGAGACGAUGGGAUGGAUCAGUGGAUUUUUUACGUGACUGGAAAUCCUACAAGAAUGGGUUUGGAAGCCGCCUGAAUGAGUUCUGGUUGGGAAACGAUAAUAUUCACAUGUUAACCUCAGCAGGCAAAUGGGAGCUGCGUGUUGAUAUGCAAGAUUUUGAAAACACAAAGCACUUUGCUAAAUAUGAUUCCUUUCAAGUAUUGGGGGAAGCUGAGAAGUACAAGUUGUUACUUGGAGCAUUCAAAGAGGGGAAUGCAGGAGAUUCUUUUACGCUUCACCACAAUAUGAAGUUCUCCACCAAAGACCAAGAUAAUGAUAUUUAUCCAUCAAAUUGUGCUGACAUGUUCAAAGGAGCCUGGUGGUAUGGAGAAUGUCACCAUUCAAAUCUGAAUGGUCUGUAUUUACCAGGACAGCACAGCAACAGAGCAGAAGGCAUUAAUUGGUAUCACGGCAGGGGACAUAAUUACUCCUACAAGUUCUCCGAAAUGAAGAUCCGACCCGUGGAAUAAAGAGAGAAUUCUAUCAAACAAAACGUGCACAGUUAUAAGAGGUGAAUUAGAGGUGAACAAACGCAAUCACAUUAUCUGGAAGGAAGAGAGAAAACAUAUGGCCACACUCUUCAUAAAUUACUGGUGGGACUUACUCUACCAAGGAGGAGUUACUAUAUGCGGCUGAUGUCUUUAAUUAAGCCUCCUCUGAUUACUGAUAUGAUGGAAGAGUAGCUGGAGAGAAAAAGAUAGUUUCUCUUUCCCCAGCACCUUUUUUGGCAUAUCAUUAAUGGGAGAUGAUCUGAACUGAAAAUGGCAGCUGCUAAUAGCAGCUGAUCACUGGAGUGUAACUCCCAUCUACCUCAGGAAAGCCAGAACAUGCACGCCCUGGGUCUGCAUUGAGAUUAGCAGUCCUGUAUGACAUAAACCCAAGUCACAUUGCACAACUCAACAUUCAGUACAGAUAUGUUAACGGUUUGUUCAGUCUUCACAUGGAUGGACCAAGCAAGUUCAUGGUUCCAGGGCCUGCCAAAUCCUGUGUCCUGGGCUCUGAAUACAUUCUGGUCUGAGCAAAAUACCGAAAUGGAGAGACUAACAGGGUUAUUUGUUAAAGUGAGAAUUCAAAGUAAAUUUCAAAUUUAAGGUCAAACUAGGGAAACCGAAAAGUUCUCUAAGUCAGCAAUGCUUUCAGUUUGUCUACUCUGCAUUAAAUGUGAAAUUCAUCUUGAAUAACCCUAUAGCUGCAAAAUAUUGUCCGGCAUCUAAGGGAUCCAUAAUUACACUUAUUAGUCUAACUAAACAUGCUGAUAAGGACAGAAAAAAUGUUCCCAUGUUACAUUAAAUGGAUGCAUGGCAUACAAAGAGAUAACACGUAUAAGUGUAGUUCUACCUUAGAACAUUGUGGAAUGUAAUCACAUUAGUAAUUGACACGGACAUUUUUUUCAAUUCUUUUAUUUUUAUUCAAUCUUUCAUCACAUAUAUGAUGUAUUUGUUUAUAAUCAAAACAUAUCUUAACCGAUUAAGGACUGAGCCAAUUGUACAAGUUGUGAUCAAAACAAAACGUUAACAAAACCUGGAAUUUGCGCUAUAUGUUGUUCAGCUAUAAUUCACCUCUCUCAUAUUAAGUGCACCCACACUUAUAUAUCAUUUUGUUCAGGAGAAUCAGGGCUUUUAUUUCACAUCAAAUAUUUAUGUAUGAAUUAAAUUUAAUAUGAAUAAAAUCUAAAAAAGUA